CAAUGUAAAUCAUCAACAUGGAUUGUUUCAAUAUGGUAUCUUCCUCUAUUUAGUGAUCUAGAGAUUGUUUCUUGUUUUUUUUUUUUUUUGCAUUCUAAGGAGAAGAGGUGAUCGAAACCAACCACACGGGAGGAGCUUAUGCCAUUUUCCUCCCCGUGGAAGGUCUAACAAUCACACGUCUCCUAAUCUCGUACGUCUUCUUAGGUUUUGAAGAAUGGAAAAUUUAAGGAGGUUGUCAAACCCGGGAAAUUUCGGAUUCAUUGGAAGAUCACAAUCACGAGUUCCCCAAAAAAACAUGGAAAAUAACAUUUCUCCUCCUAAUAAUAUGCACCACCAUAGUGCUUCUUUAGAUGAUCUUUUCACAGAAGACCAACCAGCUUGGCUCGAUGAGCUCCUAAGUGAGCCAGCAUCACCUAAGAUUAACAAAGGUCAUAGACGUUCAGCUAGUGACACAGCUGCUUACUUGAACUCAGCUUUAAUGCCUUCGAAGGAAAAUCAUGUUGCUGGUUCGUCUUGGCAGUUCCAGAACUAUGAUUUGUGGCAGUCCAACUCUUAUGAACAACACAAUAAAUUAGGAUGGGAUUUCUCUACAGCAAAUGGAACUAAUAUCCAAAGAAAUAUGUCAUGCGGAGCUUUAAAUAUGUCGUCGAAACCCAUUGAGAAACAUGUAAGCAAAAUGAAAGAAGGAACUUCUACAAAACCAGAUGGUCCUAGAUCAAAGACUGACUCAAAACGUAUCAAACAUCAAAAUGCUCAUCGAGCGCGUUUGAGAAGGCUUGAGUACAUAUCAGACCUUGAAAGGACCAUCCAAGUGCUACAAGUUGAAGGAUGUGAAAUGUCAUCUGCCAUUCACUACUUGGAUCAGCAGUUACUCAUGCUUAGCAUGGAAAAUAGAGCUUUAAAACAACGUAUGGAUAGUUUAGCAGAAAUCCAAAAGCUUAAACAUGUGGAGCAGCAAUUGCUUGAGAGAGAGAUAGGAAACCUACAGUUUCGACGACACCAACAACAACCACAGCAAAACCAAAAACAAGUCCAAGCAAUACAAAAUCGAUACAACAAAUAUCAACCACCUGUUACACAAGAACCCGAUGCCCAAUUUGCAGCCUUGGCAAUAUGAUUUAGGAAAUAUGGAUACAUUGUUCAGAUUAAGCUGAGCUCCUCUUGCUCUACCUUAAUGUCCAUACAACAUAGGUGAACUUGAUGUUUGUAGCCUUGAAUGAAAACCUAAAAAAGCAUCGUUAUGUAAAUCAAAAUGUGGUUGCCCAUAUCCUCCUCUAUUGCAUUUCUCUCUAUUUAUGGCAUGGUAGAGAAUCUCUUGUCAAGAAACUUCAUGUUAUGUAAUAACUUGUAAUCCUUCUUAUUUCAUCUAUUAUAUAUAUGAAUAAGUAAUUUUUUUGACAAUUUCC
Messenger RNA from Arabidopsis thaliana (thale cress), 1406 nucleotides. RefSeq names its product bZIP family transcription factor. The transcript is spliced from 5 exons. The record is from RefSeq and is marked reviewed. Gene Ontology annotation, biological process: regulation of DNA-templated transcription. Lineage: Eukaryota; Viridiplantae; Streptophyta; Magnoliopsida; Brassicales; Brassicaceae. The coding region runs from base 215 to 1117 and encodes 300 amino acids.